Lathyrus oleraceus (garden pea) is the source of this 912-nucleotide messenger RNA. RefSeq names its product protein EARLY RESPONSIVE TO DEHYDRATION 15. The transcript has 2 exons. The record is from RefSeq and is a predicted model, not a curated record. The coding region runs from base 294 to 641 and encodes 115 amino acids. Lineage: Eukaryota; Viridiplantae; Streptophyta; Magnoliopsida; Fabales; Fabaceae.
AAUAUUAAAGAUUUGAAAAUGGUCAACAAAUAAAUAAGAAAACGCGCACAAUUGAUUUUGACUUUAGAGAGAAGCCACCACCACGUUGCGUCCGAGCCAAGACGCACACACUGGACGGUGCUUUCACCUAACCUAACGGUGGGUCCCAUUUCAUUCCCGAACCGAAUUAGGUUCGGAGUUUUCUUUCCCCUUUCUAUAAAUUCACGCUCGCAAUUUCCUUCAACGCGUAACUCUCUCGGUAACGAAAAUUUCUCAGAGAAAGGAACGAGUGAUAAGAGUGAAGGUGAUCAAAGAUGGCAUUAGUUUCUGGAGGAAGAUCAACCCUAAACCCGAAUGCGCCUCUUUACAUUCCGGCUGCUUUUCGUCAAGUGGAGGAUUUUUCUCCGGAAUGGUGGCAGCUGGUGACGACACUGACAUGGUACCAUGACUACUGGCUUAACCAGCAGCAUGAUGAUGAAGGCUUCUACGACGAUGAAUUUGAUGGCAAUGAUGUGGUUGAUUUGCUUCCUGAUGCAUUUGAUCUUGACGUGAAUGAUGAUGAUGAUCUUUCUAUUGAAGCUCAGCUUGAAGAGUUUAUCAAGUCUUCUGAAGCUCAAGAUGAAGCGUUUGCAGAGUCCGGAUUGAAGAAAUUUACUGGAUGAGGCGAAGAUGGAACUUCCAACAUAUCUUCUACCAAAGAGGCUGAUUGCAAUGCUUUCGGUCAUUUAGAUAAAUGUACCAUGUCAGUUUUAACUUUCUUUAACUUUUGUAUAGGCAAGGUUUCGAUGUUCCUUCUUAGUUACCCAAAUCUAUGGUAAAUAGAGAGAAAAAAUGUAAAAAAAUAUUUCUAGUAUUGUUGCAACUGCUGCUAUAAGUAAUAUGACAAAAUGAGAAGAAAAAAAAUCAAAAGAGAAGUCGGGAUUUGUUCAUUCA